Sycon ciliatum is the source of this 3931-nucleotide messenger RNA. RefSeq names its product sorting nexin-25-like. The coding region runs from base 152 to 3061 and encodes 969 amino acids. Gene Ontology annotation, cellular component: intracellular membrane-bounded organelle. The record is from RefSeq and is a predicted model, not a curated record. The transcript is spliced from 35 exons. NCBI's taxonomy places the organism in Eukaryota, Metazoa, Porifera, Calcarea, Leucosolenida, Sycettidae. Gene Ontology annotation, molecular function: phosphatidylinositol binding.
GCAGAGAUAUCUUUGACUGAAAUAAUUGUAGUGAAGUAAUUUGUCUUGGUUAUGCCAAUGCCAAUGGCCUCUUACUCGUGCUACGAUAGGGUUGUUUUUGGGUAACUCCAAGUAACUCGAUGCAAGAGCCUCUUCACACACUAUUUUCAAAAUGCAUCGCUAUUUCACUUCUGGGGUGAUUAUACUUGUUGCCGCAAUUCUAAUUCAUUUUCUUGGCAUCACCAAGCUGCUGCUUCUCACCAGUCAAAUUGGACUGAUAGUGGUCGCGGGAAUUCUUGGUGCAGUAGUAGCGUUACGCACCGGUCGGCAACGAACAUGGCGAGAUUUCUCUGCUCCUCAGUUUGGUUUCAUCUCCCAUUCUAUGUCAAAAACUCCUCUCUAUCGACCAAAGCGGUUGCAACCAUCACUCAAAUCGAGAGUGUUAGAUAAAGCUAUACAUGAAUUGCUGGAGCUGCUAUUACGCGACUACCUACUAACUUGGUACAAUGACAUCGGAAAGGAUCAAGAAGGCUUGAAACGCCAGCUACUGGAGAAUUUGCUCUUUGCAAUUGAGAAGCUGGCAGAGCGCGGCAGUGCCGUGGACUGGGUUAAACUGCUGAUGGAUGACACGGUUGUCCGCUUGACUCGCCACUUUCAAGAUAUGAAGAAUUUCCAUAAUAGUCUGCCACCACCUGGAAGUGACGUUGCAGGUUUUGUUGCUCACCCGUGUAUCAAGAGUGAAGCUGCAGAAAUCACUUUCCUACGGCAUGCGUCAGAUGUGUUGCUGUUCACAUUGCUACCAGAAAGCCAUGUCCAAUGCUCCAGUAUGCGUGGUCUACUGCGUGAGCUGAUUGUUUUCAAAGUCCUACGGCCUCUUGUGGAUGGUUUAUGUGAUCCUGAUUAUAUCAAUCAAACACUGCUCAACUACUUGACAUAUCGUGAAAGCCUCUCGAAGAAGGCCAACAUGCCCGGUUCUGGAUACCGAUAUGCCGCUACCUAUGAAGAUUUUAUCAAGUUUAUAACUGAAUGCCGAGAUCGCGCCCAGCUGGAAGGAAUCCGAUACCAUGUCAUAUCUGAGAUCAUGUUGAUCACAGCAGCAUUGAACUUCUACAGCUCCUCUAAAAGCAUGAGUGCUGAAGAACGUCAAGCCUUGGAGAGUCUUGUUUUGUCACGCGAUAGGUUUGCACGCAUGAAAGAUCGCAAUCUGAAGAGAUACUUCAACAAUUGUCAAGUUGCUAUGUCACAUUGUGACAAGAGGCUGAAGUUCUUGGGUGGUGCAGCUGAGGAGGAAGCAGCUGGUUCUUCCAAGAAACGUGCGUCUUUCAGUAAGAAUCCAUCAAAGGCAGCUGCACGUCGCCAGACAGGCAAUGUCAGAAUGAUGACCUUCAAGGAAGUCAUGGAAACAGAAUCUGCGUUUGCCCAAUUCAUUCAAUUUCUCCAGCGCAAAGGCUCUGCUGCUCCUCUCUUCUUUGUUGCGUCUGUGGAGGAAUUGAAGCUUGUGGACAUGGCUGACUUGCCACCCAUGGCAAAGUCGGUGUACGAUAGCCACUUGCGUGCUGAUGCACCCGACUAUGUUGAAAUUGACAAGCAGCUUCUUCGUGAUAUUGAAGGUUACAUCCAAGGCACUCAGGGCCCCAAUGGAUUGUUCGGUGCUCUGGAUCAGGUUCUGGACUUUGUACACAAGGAGCACUAUGAAGAUUUCUUGCUGAGUGAUCUCUACUACACAUACAUCACUGCUGAAGGUGCAGAGGAAAAAGAAGAUCCUACCUCGUUGACAGCACAAGCUCAAAUCAUGAGUACCUCGCCACAAACAGGAUAUGACUAUGGCCGUGCUUCACUUGAAGUCAAGAAGGACUUGCUACGAGUCAAGCAAGCUGAGCUAGUUGAGGCACAGCAUGGUACAAAGACGACAGUUGCAAGUCCCUCAUACAUUCGUAUGGAGCAAGAGGUUGAGACUAUGCGCCAUGAUAUUCAAGUUCUGGAAACGCAUUUAGAACGGCAAGAUCUGUGGUUUGAAAGGAUGGGUAAUUGGCAUGUUCAAGUUGACUGUGCUGAGAUGACCAAUGACAAGGGCAAGAUGGUUCCAUUAAUGACGUUGAUGGUUUCACGAUCAGUGGGUGUUGAUCGACCCAAUUCUCCCCCAGCAAGUACAGACGAAGAGAAGGCUUUACGGGAGGGUGAGGAAGAAGGAUGGGUGGUGCAUCGGUUCCUGACGGAGUUUCAGCAGCUACACCGCGCUCUUAGGGUGGGUGCUAGCCGCGUUCUGAGUACUGAUGUGUUGAUGAAGGACUUGCCAGUUCCGGGCAAGUCCAUAUUCCGGCAAGUUGAAGAAGAAUAUUUACGGAAAUUGUGCAGGUCAUUGCAAUCUUACUUGCAGGCAUUGCUGACAGACGAGAUUCUGCAAAGUAGUGAAGAAUUGUAUCGCUUCUUGUGUCGCGGUAUGGUUGAUGAGCAGCGCAAACCCAGUUCGGGAGAUUCAUCUUCCAGCUUUUCCAUCACCUCCUUGUUGAAGAGCUUGCCUGUUGUUGGUGGUGGUGAUGAGGAAGAUGAGGAUGGCCUUGGCUUGGAUGAGACAGAUGGACGUGAACAGAAAGACUCCAUAGCUGAGCCACUGUAUGUGUUGGUCAGCGAGCUCUUUGAACUUCAUGGUGUGUUCAAAUGGCUUCGUCGUCAGCUUAUGGUUUUCGUCCAAGUCACAUUUGGUGGAACUAUCAAUAAGCAGCUAAGGCAAACAGUACAGUGGCUACGAUCAGAAGAAAUGCUGGUGUACUACCUGCACAACUUCAGGGAUUCCUGGUGGCCGAAUGGACAGUUAGCUGCUGUCUGGCCAACUCGUAGUGAUGAGGAAAAGGCGCAAACCAAACUGGAGGCAAAGGAAAAGCUUCUGAAGAAUAUUCCUGAGGUACUCGCAAGUUUCGUUGGCCAGAAGAACAGCAGGAUCGGUGCUACAAAGAUAUUCGAAGGCUUCCAGGACGCUCGUGCCAACAAGCAGCUGUUCUAUAUCAUGUUUGAAUUGGCCAUGUUCUCCUUGUUCCCGGAACUGAAGUCGCAGAAUGUCAUCAACUCUGCCGGAGAGGCAUGAGUCUAAUUGUCAAACUUGAGCGGCAGCAGCAAUUUAAUUGCAUGCAGUAGUCAUGUGCAUGUGUGCCACGUGCUAAGGGCGGUGAGUUGAUAUCCUGUGCUAAGGGCGCUGAGUUGAUAUCCUGUGCUAAGGGCGCUGAGUUGAUAUCCUGUGCUAAGGGCGCUGAGUUGAUAUCCUGUGGCAUUUCUUACCAACUUUUCCUUUAGCUGUCUUUGCAUGGUAAAUGUAUGCUUUCUACGUGGAGGAGAUAUGAUAUGCUUUCUGAGACACUGUCUGAGACACUUGGAACCCUUUCCUGUAAACCCAACAUACUUGUCACAAUACAUACUUCGAGUACUAGUACUGUCAUCAAUCCAUGUUGGAACAAUGUCAUGAUACGUUCCACUACUGACAAAACACAUGCUGCACAAAACACAUUGUAUUUCUUUUUGUAUGUCCCGCUUUCAAAGAGUGUAACUCUUGCUUAGCCUGGUCAGUUCUUUUUAAACUGGAUCUGAUGCUGUGUAGUUUUUGUUCGUUUCUUAUGAAUUUGACUGAUUGUUUGAGACAAUGUAGGCCUUUUACUGAUUGUGUAUGAACUAUGCAAUUCUACCUUGAUCGAUAUAUACCUAUUCUACAGACGUCCGCAGCUGGUUUCUGCCUAUUGUCCUAAUAAUACGCUUCAUACAAUUUACAAUUUACAAUUUGUUCUUUGGUUUUGCAAUAUGUUGUUCAUUCCAAGUCUCUUACUUGAAGUACCUCCGAGUCGCCAGAUUGUUAUCACAGUGUCUACAGUCUAUCAGUCUACCUGUCUUUGCCUUCACUGGUGUCUCAACAAUGAAUAUCACUGAUUUUAUUUACAAAGUGGAAAGGCGUAAGCCAAGGUCUGCA